This is a messenger RNA of Pelobates fuscus (common spadefoot toad), 1961 nucleotides long. RefSeq names its product RNA pseudouridine synthase D4 (gene RPUSD4). The transcript is spliced from 7 exons. NCBI's taxonomy places the organism in Eukaryota, Metazoa, Chordata, Amphibia, Anura, Pelobatidae. The record is from RefSeq and is a predicted model, not a curated record. Gene Ontology annotation, biological process: enzyme-directed rRNA pseudouridine synthesis. Gene Ontology annotation, molecular function: RNA binding; pseudouridine synthase activity. The coding region runs from base 24 to 980 and encodes 318 amino acids.
CCUUCCGUCUGACCUUAAUAAAGAUGGCGGCUGUCCAGAAAGGUGCUGCACGAGUUGCCCGCAGUUUAGCGGAGGAGAUCAGAGCAAAGAAAAUAAUUAAACUUCCACAGACGGCUCCUUCUGUAGUGAACCUCCGAGAGCUUCGUGGCCGCCUGGUGAAAGAGGACCCAGACCUUGUGUUGAUUAAUAAACCCCACGGACUGCCUGUGCAUGGUGGCCCUUCCACAAAGCAGAGUGUGGCCUCUAUGCUCCCCGCUUUGUCUGAGAUGCUAUGUGGGAGAAGCGCUGAGCCAUUGAGACUUUGCCAUCGAUUGGACAGAGACACCACAGGGGCAUUAAUUCUAGCCAGGACCAUGGAGGCUGCGGAGCGUGUACAGAAAUUACUGAAGCAGCAUAGAGUGCAAAAGGUCUACUGGGCGCUGUGUAUUGGUGUUCCCACUCCUUUGGAGGGAAUUUUAGACAUCCCAGUUGUGGAGAGAGAGACAGAUGGCCCUCAAAGACAUUAUAAAAUGUCUUUAUCUCCACGGUUACACGUUUUUAAGGAUGGAUCUACAAAGAAAAUCCGCAUUUCGCGGUCUGCAAGGGAGGCUGUAACACGUUACCGUACAUUGUGUGAGGCUGAUGGAGCCUCCCUUCUAGAGCUGCAUCCAAUAACCGGAGUCAAACACCAGCUCCGGGUCCAUCUCUCUUAUGGCCUAAACUGUCCUAUCCUUGGAGAUCAUAAAUAUUCUCAUUGGGGACGACUUGCUCCACAGAAACCUCCUAAGGCAAUCCUCCAAGCUCUGCGUCUCUCUCUCCCUCAAGCACGUUCCCUCCUCUUACAUCUGCACGCUGCACAAAUAAGCCUACCAGCACAUGCAGCAGAAGAGGACCCAAUUGUGUUGCAGUGUCCACCCCCAAAAUAUUUCAUGAGCACCCUGCGUAGAUUGGGAAUACCGCCUCCAAGUCUGAAAAGCAUUGGUUAUCCUUUGGAAGAUUGAUUGCCUGAGUCCAGGGCGUUGGUGAAGCCUGAUUCCUGAAGUAAAGUGCACUAAGUAGGACUAUGGCAUAGAGUUUAUUUAAUAAAAUAUACAUAUAGGAAUUUUCCACUGCCCUCUAUAGACCAACCCACCCUGCUCCUGCAGAGUCAAGCAUAAUAUGCCCAAAGGAAGAUAGCGCAGCUCAUCAUGAUCAAGGCGUUGAUGUUCACAAGUCGGGCGUAGGGUGGAGACUCUUGAAUGUCAGGCAAAAAGGAGCCUUUUUCUUGUGGAUGUGACUCGAUGAUGCCUGGAAGCAGUAAUCAUUCAUGUUAUAUGUCCAUGAAGCAUCAAAUAAAUUCAUAUAGCUUGAAUGUCUUGCUAUUGUAAUCAUAAGUAAUGAACUAGCAAAUUGCCAAUCUCUAAGUCAUAUGAAAUGCACACACUACCUACCUGGAGCCCCAAUUUCUUCUCUUAGUGCCUGACUGUGCCGUAGACUGAACACCAAACGAUAAAGCUGAAAGACAUGAAAGGAGGGAAAUAUGUUGGGUUCUCCCCAAUAUUCCUUCUUGGAAAGCACAUAAUUAAACAAAUGGAUUUCUUACCUGGGCAUCAGGAAUUGGGGGAGUGCAGUAUGAUACUCCCAAUAUUAUAGCCCCCGAGCACAGAAAGAGGAUGAUUGCAAAGUAGAGAUAAUGAACCCCACAAAUGAUGGCAGGACAGGAGCUAGGAGAAGAGCAGCUUCCAGAACCAAAGGCAAAUUCUGGCACCAUUCGGCACAAACCCAGUAGAAGCCCUCCAACCAGCCCCCAAAAUGCACCCUGCAGAGAAGAAAACACAGAGCAUGCAUUUCAAUGGAAUGGGUAAAAUAAGGUUUUCAGCACCAUAAUUAGCACAUUGUCUUUUAUAUACUCUACUGAAAGCAGCUCUCCAGGCUUGAACUGACUUUUUUUCUUUUAUUCAAUAUGUCCACUGAUCCAAACUAAUAAAUACAGAACUCUCAAA